AUGGAACCCACCGGCGACUCCCCCGGCUGCAGUGACCGCAAGACCGGCAAGAAGAUCAUCGCCUCCUCUGCUACUGUGAAACCAAAUGGGAAGUCCAUUGCUUCCUUCGCGAUUGUGAAGACUGCUGUUUCAUCUACCAUUCCGAUAAUCGGGUUAAAACUCGACACAUCAGCUACCACUCUCUCCUCCGCGCAUGCAGACCAAGUCAUGUUCUUCCGAGAUGUUUCAUUCGGCCCACGCGAAGCGGAGUUGAGGUUUCGUCUGAUUCACUUCUGGGAGGCUCGAAAUCCACUCACGAAAACCCUCAUUGGACAAGAGAUGCUCCUUAUCAAUGGAGAGGGGACUGCUAUUCAAGGUUUUGUUCCAGCCGGACGGGUCGGGACCUUUGAUCUGACAGAUGGAGUGGUGUAUAAGCUGAGCAACUUCUUCGGGUCCAGAAGGAAAGUUCAAUAUCGGUUGUUGAUCAUAUCGCUACCGUCUCAUUCACCUGGAAUUCUGUUUUAUCGGUUCUUGAGAACCCUCCGGUACCAAUUCCAGAUGAUAGGUUCAGGUUCCACGGCUAUGAGGAGUUUAAGGCCAACUGUGACUCUAAGGGUGACCUUUAUGCUGGUGAAUGGGCAGACUAUCUCUGAUUAUAUUGUUCUUGACGAGGUUGACAUCUCAGAGAAGCGGCAUCUAUGUGUUCAUGUUCAGACACAUGAUGGACCAGUGAUGAAGCUCUGCAUAUGGGACAAGGCUGCAUCCAACUUCUGCCAGAAAUUCAAAUCUUAUGGAGGCACCCCAAGCGUUCUGUUAGUCACCACUGUGAACCCCAAACACAUUGGAGGAACACUUGCUCUCGCUACAAUGUCAUCAUCUCGAGUGUUCAUGGAUGCUGAUGUCCAACCUAGCAAAGAUUAUCUUGAAUGGUUGAGCUCUAACUGGGACAUUGCUAAUAGGGUUGCUGCUGAGGUCGUAACUAAGCCUGAGAUAGUGACUCUAGGGGAGAUAUUCUCUUACAUCAAGCGGGAAGAUUCUUCUGUUGCUUUGUUUGAAUGCACAGAAACUAUCGAUGAUGUUGUCCAGGGUUCUGCCUGGUAUUACAUUUCUUGCGGUGGAUGUAAUAGUAAGGCAAUAAAAGGGCCUACCUCUCUGAUUUGUAACAGCAAGAAGUGUGGGAAAAGGGAAGUUACAGGCGUUGCUCAGUACCUCACAAAGAUCUCUGUUUAUGAUGAGAGUGAGCAAGCAGUUUUUGUUGUACUUGGUGAUGCUGGCAAAGAGCUGACCGGGAAGCAUGCGUCAGAAUUAGUUGCCAGUUACUUUGAAUCCAAUGCUGGUGUGGAUGUUGACCAUUGCGUGCCGGUGCCGCAAGCUCUACUUGAUGCAAUAGGGCAGAAGCGCAGAUUCAUUGUGAAGAUACUCCCGCCAGAAGCUCCACAGCCCAUAGAACACUUGGAAGAAAAGGCUAAUCCUUCAAGAGGCUUCGAAGAUGCUGCGGGUGAUAUGGUUGGAAAAGCAUCUGAGCGUCUGGAGUCAAGAGAAGCCAAGCGCCCCAAGAGUGGCUAA
Brassica oleracea var. oleracea is the source of this 1545-nucleotide messenger RNA. RefSeq lists its product as uncharacterized. Gene Ontology annotation, molecular function: DNA binding. Bases 1 to 1545 code for a protein of 514 amino acids. Lineage: Eukaryota; Viridiplantae; Streptophyta; Magnoliopsida; Brassicales; Brassicaceae. The record is from RefSeq and is a predicted model, not a curated record. Gene Ontology annotation, cellular component: nucleus. The transcript is spliced from 11 exons. Gene Ontology annotation, biological process: DNA recombination; DNA replication; DNA repair.